Messenger RNA from Sesamum indicum (sesame), 1632 nucleotides. RefSeq names its product GATA transcription factor 1 (gene GATA1). Gene Ontology annotation, cellular component: nucleus. NCBI's taxonomy places the organism in Eukaryota, Viridiplantae, Streptophyta, Magnoliopsida, Lamiales, Pedaliaceae. Gene Ontology annotation, molecular function: sequence-specific DNA binding; zinc ion binding. The record is from RefSeq and is a predicted model, not a curated record. Gene Ontology annotation, biological process: cell differentiation; regulation of DNA-templated transcription.
GGAAGAGGGGAAGCAUGAGAUGAGAUGAAACACAAGAACAGCAACAGGCUAUUAUAACAGGUGAGUGAGAGCAGCAACCAAAUUCAUACAAAAACACUCAAAAAAUUCACAUCCAUCCAAAACAUAUGAACAAUAAAAAUCUCUGCCUUCUUCAUUUCAAUUCCUCUUCAUAAUUACAUCCAUCACCCUCUCUCUAAUAAGACCAACUGAGGAAACAGGACUUUCCUCUCUCUCUCUCUCUCUGGACCUGUAACAUUUUCUCUCUUCUCUCUCUCUCUCUCUCUACUCGGAAGCGAAGAGGAAAAACCCGUUUCAGAAAUGGAGAUUUUGGACGCGACGGCUGCGUGUUUCGUGGUGGACGAUGAACUUCUCAACUUCACUCUCGACGGAGAAGGAGAGGACGACCAAGUAACCAAAACCAUUCUCAAAGGCUGUUACGCUUCCUCUUCUUCUUCUUCUUCCUUGGAGACGACGACGUUUAGCGACGAGAAUCGUACCGGUUCAUUUCCUGAGUUCGUUGAGGAAGAACUGGAAUGGUUAUCCAACAAGGAUGCGUUCCCGGCGGUGGAGACUUGCUUCGGCAUUUUGGCCGACAAUCCGGAACUUGUUUUGAGCCACCAGAGCCCUGUCUCCGUGCUUGAGAACAGCAGCAGCUGCAGCAGCAAUAGCAACUCAAGUAGUAAUGGCAAUGGAAUUGCCAUUGCAAGCUGCUGUGGCAGUCUCAAAGUCCCUGCAAAGUUCCCCGUUCGAGCUCGGAGCAAGAGACGGAGGAGAAAGAGAAGGGCAGGUUUCGGUGAAUUGCCCAGCCAGCAUUGCGUGUGGCUGGACCAAGUAAAUAUUAAGAAACAAGAGUCGUCGUUCUUGUUGCCACCAUUAUCAACGAUGAGGACUAAUGGUGCUAGUAUGGGGAGGAGGUGCUUGCAUUGCCAAGCUGACAAGACCCCACAGUGGCGGGCAGGCCCAAUGGGACCGAAAACGCUCUGUAAUGCUUGUGGGGUGCGGUAUAAGUCAGGUCGUCUGCUGCCGGAGUAUCGGCCCGCAAGUAGCCCAACAUUCUCGAGCAUCUUGCACUCAAAUUCUCAUAGGAAGGUGGUUGAGAUGAGAAAGCAGAAGCAGCUAGGAGAGGGAGGAGGAAUCACGGUCAACGAGGCAUGUGGAUAUAGGGUAGGAUAGUGGUGAGUUAGUUCCUUACAGCGUUGCAGCAAUUUUUUUUUCCUUUUUUUUGUUGAAGUUUUAGUAUAGUUAGAUUAGGUUUUAGGAUUUUGUUUUGUUUUCUAUGAACUGGUUUAUGGCUUGUUGUAAUGGAGUAGAUUGUUAGUGAAGCCAAUUGGUUUUUCUUUGAUCAAAAUCCACUAGGGAAUUUUGACUUAAACUUGCUUGGAGGCAUCAGACUAGGAAAUUUGCAUUAGAAAUGGUUCGGAUUUUGCAGUUCGAUCAUACUUUUUGGUCUUUGUUUCUGAGGAUUUAGCAAGAAGGAAUGAUCCAAACUUUAGAUGUCAUGAAUCAGUCGAUGUUUUAGUUGAGUUUUCUGUUGUAUGUCCGCUGGUUGAAGAGUUCCCAUUGGUUAGGAUUUUGGCUUGUAAUUGAAGUUUGUUCAAGUUUGUAUAUUAUGAGAGUGAUUAUCUUGUUCAA